AUUUUGCGAAGGCCUUAUUAGGCACCGAUUGUAUCACACGCCUGCAUGCACGAACAUAAAGGUCAAUUGAUCUAAGGCUGCCCGUGGUUGUUAAGAAGGUAUGCAGCAAAGGGUACCAGACAACUGAAGUAAAUGCUUGACUGGACUAAUUCGGGAAACAAAAUCUGAAGGUUUUGAGGUGAGCUCGAGUCAGUGUUUGUUUACGUAUAGACGGUACGGGACAGGAUCAAACGCCGGCCACCAUGGCCAUGGCCCGCGCUAGGACGUCUUGCCUGUUGGUAUGUUUGCUCGCUGUCCUGACCCGAGGUGUGACUGCCCUUGACUGCGCACCCCAAUGCCGAUGUUACGGUACCACUGUCGACUGCAGUCACGGAACCCUCACAGAAUUUCCGCGGAAUCAACUCAUACCAACUUCAACAGAAGUUCUCCUGUUGAAUGACAAUCAGUUGUCAGAAGUGAGGCGUGACCCUCAGCUUCCCAACCUACUGGAACUGAGCCUGGAAGAUAACUCCAUCACUGCCCUGACACGCAAUCCAUUCAUUUAUCAGCCCAACCUCCAGAUUCUCCGGUUAGGAGGAAACGCGAUCUCCGAUCUUCCCGCUUCGGCUUUCAACGGGCUGAGCCAACUUGUGAGACUUUACCUGAAUAAAAACACCAUCACAACAAUAACUGCGUUUGGAAGCAAUUCUGUCGUCAACAGACUGAAGAUGCUCGACUUACAGGACAACAAACUCACCUCCAUCAGCAUCGGGACGUUCACAGGAGUCUCACUUCUUACGGAGCUCAACCUUUCAUCUAAUAACAUCUCAGCGAUAGAAGACGGGAGCUUCAGUCAUCUCAAGGAGCUACGUGUCCUGUACCUACAUUCAAAUCACAUCGGCAUGUUGAACAGCGCGACCUUCGUGGGGAUGUCAGCCUUAACUCGUCUGACUUUGAGCAACAACAAGAUCCAGAGUCUACCUGACGUGGCCUUCAUCGGCGCCCCAAACCUGGAGUUUCUGGACCUGUCAUUAAACGACCUCUCCACAAUCACACAGCAAGCGUUUUCAGGACUGUACAAUCUUACCACGCUGCUUCUGGGUAAUAACAAAAUCAGCUCUAUCGAGGACUGGGCGUUUGGUGACCUGGUCAAGAUGCAGUCAUUGGUCCUGAUAAACAAUUUUCUACAGAACAUGUCAGCAGCAACUUUCACGUCUACGGAAGUAUGGGAGCUGGACCUCGCUAACAACAGUCUCACAACUAUCCGGAGGGGAGAUUUUGCCAGGCUGAGAAAACUGAAGUAUCUUCAUAUAUAUACUAACGAUAUCACAAAUGUGGAGGACUUUUCGUUCGAGAAUCUCGCCAACCUGAAGGUCUUAGAGAUAUACGGGAACCGUCUGACGAAUGUGUCAGCUGCAACAUUUAAAGGCCUGGUGUCUGUGGAGUAUAUAGGGAUGGGAGGCCACCCUGAAAUGGUAAGCUUUCCUGACGACACGUUCUGGGAUCUACCAAAGCUCGCUCACUUGGGCCUACGCGGCAACCCACUCGUGAGCAUCAGCGACGCCGUGUUUUCACGCCUACAAAGCUUAAAAAGUAUCGCUAUGUCAGAUUCCAGGCUGAGCUCCUUGCCGGCUUUGCCGGUUUCCUUAGAGUCACUCUCGAUCUACAUCAACCGGCCAUUAACGGAACUUCGCCCGGGAGACUUCACAACACUUCCCCGAUCAGAGACAGGAGAUCACCUGCCACUCCCCAACCUGACCAGCUUACAGUUGUCGAGGUCAGGGCUUCAGAAGAUUCACCCGUUUGCUUUCGCGACUUUGCCGGCUCUGACAUCUCUGGAUCUGCACGGGAAUAGUUUUCAGAGCAUUUCGUCAAUCGAUUCAGAUGCAUUCGGUAACCUGACGACUCUGCUAAGUCUGAACAUUGACGGAGUAACGACAUUGUCACCGCGUGUAUUUCGGCAUCUCCCGUGCCUCCAAUCGGUAACCUUGGGAGAAAAGUUGACCUGCGAUUGUGACUUGCUUGAUCUCGUGAAAUGGAUCAAGAAAACAACCGUCAAUCCAAGUCCGCCAACCUGCUGGUUUCCAAGGAAGUUGAGAGAACGUUCUCUAAAAAGCCUACGUGAAGAGGAGUUAGGGACGUGUUCCACCGACAACAGAACAACUGCUCCACCGACAACAGAUCCCAUGGUGCAGAUCUGCCCAACCCUAUCUCCAUCACUUUUGACGACAACACUUUCACAAAGCCCUCCUGUGACAACUCCAAAGUCCUCAAAACCACAGGCAGCAGCCGUGGGCUUGCCAGAAUCAGCAGUCGUGGGCUUGGCCGUCGGAGUGCCCCUGUUCCUGAUCAUCCUCGCGAUGACGGCCGGCUUCUGUUUCCUGAGGAGGAAAGGACGCUCUUCUGCCGAACCGAUGCGUCAAACUCAGCAACAGGAAGCGCCUAUCGGCUUAGCUGAAGUUACCACAGACGACCCUCCAUACAACAGUAUCGAACACGUGGGUGCGCGCACGUCGGGCCAAACUCAGCAACAGGAAGCACCUAUCGGCUUAGCUGAAGUUAUCACAGACGACCCUCCAUACGACAGUAUCAACGAAGAUCAGCGUGAUGUCUCAGAUGACAAUCCAUACAACUCAAUCAUUGAAGAUAGACGUGGAAGUCAGGAAAACCCGUAUCAGAACCCCGAGACUGUGACAGAACCGGUAGCCGACAGGAUCACUAGUUCCUAUCUUCAGUUUGCUGGAGUGGAGGGGAGCAUGAAUUCACCGGACAGCAGGACGGAUGAUGAACAAGGCCAUGACGUGUCCAUUCCAACUCCACGUCCCGGAGACGAUCAGAGUUCCUCUGUGACAGAACAGAUGGCCGACAACAUCUAUAACCAAGUCAACGACGACGGGUCUGAACAAGAACAGAGUGAGUCGCCUCACGAGGACAACGUUUACAUCGACAUCAUCGGCUAGUUUUUGUGUGGUGGGGUCUUGUUAAUGCUAGUAAUCCGCGUAAACUAACCUGAUGUCGUUCUGACAAAUAUGCUUAAUACAUGGUGAUAUGUUAUUGAGAUAGUAAUCGGUAAUGUAAUAAAGGUACACCAGAAUCGAGAGGUCACAAACAAGCAAGUUGUUGAAUACAUUGUACAGUAAGGAACACACGAUUAUACGUGUAUGCUAAAAACGCACCAUUACGACAGCUUAACCCAAGAACAACUGUACAGUG
Molecule: messenger RNA, 3192 nt
Organism: Branchiostoma belcheri (Belcher's lancelet)
Lineage: Eukaryota; Metazoa; Chordata; Leptocardii; Amphioxiformes; Branchiostomatidae
Product: leucine-rich repeat-containing protein 15-like
Exons: 13
Coding region: 243-2939 (898 amino acids)
Cellular component (GO): extracellular matrix
Molecular function (GO): protein binding
Source: RefSeq, a predicted model, not a curated record